Messenger RNA from Chlorocebus sabaeus (green monkey), 1191 nucleotides. RefSeq names its product leucine rich repeat containing 26 (gene LRRC26). The record is from RefSeq and is a predicted model, not a curated record. NCBI's taxonomy places the organism in Eukaryota, Metazoa, Chordata, Mammalia, Primates, Cercopithecidae. Gene Ontology annotation, biological process: axonogenesis; positive regulation of synapse assembly. Gene Ontology annotation, molecular function: protein binding.
UGUGCAGGCGCCGCAGGAACGGGCUACGCGGACGACGCGCUCCGGGGACGCGCAGGCAGCGGGCCUCUCACCGCGGGUGCCGGGGCUGCCCCCAUGCGGAGCCCUUCUUGGUCGCGGCCUCGGCCGCUGCUGCUGCUGCUGCUGUCGCCUUGGCCUGUCUGGGCCCAGGUGUCGGCCACAGCCUCGCCCUCGGGGUCCCCGGGCGCCCCGGACUGCCCCGAGGUGUGCACGUGCGUGCUGGGCGGCCUGGCCAGCUGCUCUGCACUCUCGCUGCCCGCCGUGCCCGCAGGCCUGAGCCUGCGCCUGCGCGCGCUGCUGCUGGACCACAACCGCGUCCGCGCGCUGCCGCCCGGUGCCUUCGCGGGAGCGGGCGGGCUACAGCGCCUGGACCUGCGCGAGAAUGGGCUACACUCGGUGCACGUGCGAGCCUUCUGGGGCCUGGGCGCGCUGCAGCUGCUGGAUCUAAGCGCCAACCAGCUGGAAGCGCUGGCACCAGGGACCUUCGCGCCGCUGCGCGCGCUGCGCAACCUCUCACUGGCCGGCAACCGACUGGCGAGCCUGGAGCCCGCGGCGCUAGGCGCGCUCCCGCUGCUGCGCUCACUCAGCCUGCAGGACAACGAGCUGGCGGCACUCGCGCCGGGGCUGCUGGGCCGCCUGCCCGCCCUAGAUGCCCUGCACCUGCGCGGCAAUCCCUGGGGCUGCGGGUGCGCACUGCGCCCGCUCUGCGCCUGGCUGCGCAGGCACCCGCUGCCCGCGUCAGAGGCCGAGACGCUGCUCUGCGUGUGGCCGGGACGCCUGACGCUCAGCCCCCUGACUGCCUUUUCCGACGCCGCGUUUAGCCAUUGCGCGCAGCCGCUCGCCCUGCGGGACCUGGCCGUGGUCUACGCGCUCGGGCCGGCCUCCUUCCUCGUCAGCCUGGCCGCCUGCCUGGUGCUAGGCUCCGGGCUCACCGCCUGCCGUGCGCGCCGCCGCCGCCGCUGCCGCACCGCCGCCCUCCGCCCGCCGAGACCGCCGGACCCGAACCCUUAUCCCGACCCCCACGGCUCUGCCUCGCCUGCGGACCCGGGGAGCCCCGCCGCCGUCGCCCAAGCCUGAGCGACCGCGGCAGCCUGGAGCGCUCGAAGCUUCCCCCAUGCCUUUGCCCUCCCUUUACACUCUCUGCCGGGGUCAACAAGCGACACAGACCGAAAA